GGGGUCCCGCGGCCUCAGUAACGUGGGGGCGCGGGCUGGAUGGCGCCGGGGGAAGGGGUCUAGGAGGGAGGGGAGGGGAGGUAAGAAGAGAGGUCCAGAGGCCUCAGUGAGCUGGGGGCCGGGGCGGGCCUCGUAUCGCCACCGCGCCCAGACUCCGCGCGUGUGAAACGGGCCUGUCACAGGAGUGCCCGGACGUUUUAGAGGACAACUAGUCAGUGCCGGGGAGAGUAUGGAGCACACUCGGGACAUGAGGUGAAAGACGCGCGGAAGAGCAGCAACGGCUUUUCAGACCGCCGGGAGCUGGCGCGCAGAUUGCGGCCGGUGCGGGGGCCGGAAAUGGGCGGGGUAGGGGCGUGUCCUCAGGCGGGAGCGGCCAUUGAGGAUGGCGCACGGGCCGGAAGUGGGUGGGGCCGGGGCGUGUUCUCCGGGUAGAACACAGAUUGCGGCUUGCGCGGAGACUUAAAGGGGGCGGAGCGGGGCGGGGCGGGGCCAGCGGGAGUGGUAAAGCGGCCUGCUAGAAGGCCGGAAGUGGGUGGGGCCGUCCGGUGGGGGCGUGUCCGCGGUCGCGGCAAGGGGGCGGUGGCGGCUAGUCUGGCCGCAGCCUCGCGCAGGGAACCUAAGAAGCCGCUGGCCGCGUCUGUCCGGAAUCGGCGAAGUGCGCGGCCGCGGAUGGAGGGUCCGACGGAGUGCGGGGCCCGGGACCAGCCCAAGCUGCAGCAUCCCGUCGAGGGCGCCUUGGGCGGGCUGCCCGAGCAGCGCGCCGGUGCCCGCGGCCGCCUCAGGGAGCCGGGGGACGCGGCGGCCGUCCCCUGCGAACCCGUGGACGGCGCCCCGAGCGCGCCCCUGGGGAGGCGGCCCCGCAGCGGCCCCGCGGAGGAAGGCGCGCGGCCCGAGGCGCCGGGGGAUGUGUCCCCCGCGCUGCGGCCCGGCCGCCCCGCGCCUCGGGAGGCGGCAGGCGCCUCCCCGCAGCUGCGGCGCGGCCCCGGAGGCGCCGACGGCGCGGCGGCCGAGGAGGAGAGCGCGGGCGCGCUGACGCUGGACCCGCUGGAGCACGCGUGGAUGCUGUCGGCCGCCGACGGCCGCUGGGACAGCCUGGAGGGGCUGCUGGCCUGCGAGCCCGGCCUGCUGGCGAAGCGCGACUUCAUCACCGGCUUCACCUGCCUGCAUUGGGCGGCCAAGCACGGCCGGCAGGAGCUGCUGGCCCUGCUGGUGCGCUUCGCCGGCCAGCACCGGCUGCCGGUGAACAUCAACGCGCGCACGAGCGGCGGCUACACCGCGCUGCACCUGGCGGCCAUGCACGGGCACGUGGAGGUGGUGAAGCUGCUGGUCGGGGCCUACGACGCGGACGUGGACGUGCGCGAUUACAGCGGCAGGAAGGCCUCGCAGUACCUGAGCCCCAGCACCGCAGAGGAGAUCCGGACCCUGGUGGGCGCCCUGGACGAGGACGAAGUCGAGAGCGCGGCAGGCAGUGGGGGAGGGCGCUGGAGGCUCUCGAGGGUUCUGCCCUCGAACCUCAUCUCCGGCAGGCUCUCGCACGCGCUGGAGGACGGCGGGGAUCACCACCACCACCACCACCAUCAUCACCAUCACCUGGCCGAGGGAUUGGCUGCGGGGAAAGCAAAGGAGCCCAGUCGCAAAGCCUCUGGCAGCUCUAGUGGGCGGAUGAAACCCAGACUCAACAGAAUCCGCUUCCGAACUCAGAUCAUCCACACUACACCCUCUUUCAGAGACCCGGAGCAGCCCCUGGAGGAGGGGGAGGAUGAAGAGGAGGACCGGUCUCUUAAAGGCCACUCAUCCUCAUUCAAAUUGAGACCCAAGUCCAAUGUAUUUGGGUAAAAAUAAUUUCUUUUAGAAAGUUCUGAGACUUGUUUGUCGUCAGGACUAGGGUACUAGAUGCAGACAAGGAAUUGAGACCAGAAAAGGCUUAAGCUAAAUGUUGCAUUCUUACUUGGAGGGUUUAGAAAGGAUGGGGAGGAAUUCUCCCUAGCAGUAUGACUGCAGAGGUUUUCCAAGCAGUUCCUCAAACCUUGACCUAGGCUUCUUUUCUCCCUGCCAUCCUUCUGCCCUGGAGUCCCUGUUUUUAAGUACUAAAAAUUUAUCUAAUCGGGUACAGAGUUGAUGAUUGAGGGUUCCUUUGAUGUAAACAUUGUUGGAUGCCAUGCAAAGUAAGGAGUAUUGCGAAUUUAUUGUAUCUGUUUUUAAAAGUGGUUAACUCUUCCAAGAGCAACAGGAAAUGCAAAUUCCAAUGAAACUGGUAGUAUUUGUACAUGUGAACAAAACUACAUACUGCCCUAUCUUUUUACUAAUUGCAUUUGCUUUUUAAGAUACUAAUGAAGGUCAGGUCAGAGUUGAAGUGCACAAAUACUAGUUAGAGGAUAAUGUGAAUACAAUGGGGAAUUCUGUUGGUACCCUACUUGUAAGUAGUGUUCAACUUUUCAAAAGCAAUUUCAGCUUUAAUCACUGAGCUAAAGAAACAGGCAACAUUCACUUUUCAGUUUCUCUGUUGUGUGGUUUCCUCUUAACUCUAAUACCACUACACUCAAUAUUAAGGUACAUUAUAACUACACAAGUUUUUAUUUAAAGAAAAUGCUUUUAACAACCUAUGGUACUUUUAAGUAAAUAUUGCCUCGUUCUGAUUCUCACUAACUUGUUUUGCUUUUCUAAACGUCUGAAUUUGUCAGAGUUUUUAUCCUGGGGAUCAUAUAACUGUUGGUUCUACUUGACAUGACCCUAUUUGACGGUGCUUAGAGUUGAAUUGCUUACAGAAACUGUUUCUGUGUUAGAUGAUUAGCAAAAAUUGACAUAAAUGUUAGUGAGCUGAUGCUUCUGUGAAGUAAUUAUUAAAUCAACUUAAUGAUUCUCACAUAAGGUACACUUUUUAUUUUACUAAUGAAAUACAUUCGUAGUCUCAAUAGUUUGUAGCAAUGUUUUGCAAAUUUUAAAGUACUAAAUCUUUUCCAUUUUUCAACGUUUUCUUGAAUCUAUUAGAGACAGAGUGAAAUUAUUGGAAAGCUGGUUAGUAAAUCUACCCAGUUAAAAAUAGCACUUUAUAAAAGGGAAAAGAGAAUAGAUGGGACUAUUUCUAUAUUUAAAUGCUGCUGGGUAUUGAAUCCCUUUAUAUAUGUCAUUAAAAUUAAAGACUUGUUUAACUGGUUCUUUUCUUACAUUUCAUUAAAAUAUGUUAGGGUGAAUAUCUUAAUAAUUAUUGUUAAAUUUAACUCACAAGCAUAUUAAAUUCAUUUGUAACAAGAUUCAAAACAACUUGCAGGAGACUAAUUCCAAAACAUCCUUCUCCCUUGGUCUUUUUGGUCUCAUAGUUGCUGAAACAUAAGUAUUGCAACCUAAUAGAGAUGACAGAGUGAGUUAACAGCUUGCAGAAUGAAUGAACCAAUACAUGAAUUGCACAGAAUUGCAGUGUUUAGAGAGUUCUUAGAUCUUUAAUUUCCCAAGUUGUAGCAAUUUGUAACAAGUUGGUCACACCUCUCUAGAUGGCAAUUAAAUUUGUUUAAAGAAUAAUGAAAAACAUUCACAUAAAAUAUAUAAACCAUUGUCCGUUUGUGUGCCUUUACUUUUGUUUUAGGAUGAAAGUGGGCUGUAUACGUUUUAGAAGCACUUUUAUCCAUACAUGUGGGUGAAAAACAAUCUAAUUUUGUAUAAAUUAAAAUUAGGUUCCUUGAAGGUGAAAAGCAGUCAUUUGUUCUGAAUCAUACAUUGCCUAUAUCUAGUGCAGGAUAAAUUGUAACUUCUCACUGAGUCUUAGGUUUCAAGGACAGGUCAAGCCAAAGUGAACCAUAAAAACACUACAGAACCACCUCCAUGUUCUACUGAACAGUCAGUGUUAAUCUCUUAAUUGUGAAUGUUAGUGCCUAAUUGCACAAAAUCUAUAAUUUGCUUGGUCUUUAGAGAUUGAGUCAAUACUAAACUUGCUUUUCACAUUAAAGAUUUUAACUUUUAUAAUAAAAUAUACUUUAAAAUUUCAAAAAUCAUUCCUAGGGGAAUUACUUUAGCAUUCCUUGUCAUGAUAUACUUGUGACCAGUAAGUGCAGCAUUUUCAUCUACUUAACUCUGUUCCUCUUAUUUUUCAAUUUCCAAAUUGAGAGUGUAAAAAGAAGUGAUUUGUGUAAUUUGUUGUUUGUGGAGUUGUGCCUACCAUUAAUGGAAACAUGUAUGUCAGUUUCUCAGAGGUCUUUGAGGUGAAACUGUGGUUAGAAAAUCUGGGUGUGUCCAUGUGUUUCUUACAGGUGCACUGGAAACUAGUGAAUUUCUCACAGGUCUCUUCACUUUUAUGGUGUAUAGAGUGCAGUUAGCUUAUAAAACUUGAAAAAUGGCACUUAUUCAUGCCUGAAAUCUUGGAGUCCACAAUGCCUUGUCUUUUAUUUUUCAAAUCACAGAAACUUUGGAAGUUUAGAAUGUAAAAUUUGUAAAGUUUGUUAUGUCAGAAUAAAAGGUUCACACUAGA
Messenger RNA from Hippopotamus amphibius kiboko, 4459 nucleotides. RefSeq names its product sosondowah ankyrin repeat domain family member C (gene SOWAHC). Lineage: Eukaryota; Metazoa; Chordata; Mammalia; Artiodactyla; Hippopotamidae. Gene Ontology annotation, molecular function: protein binding. The transcript has a single exon. Bases 670 to 1836 code for a protein of 388 amino acids. The record is from RefSeq and is a predicted model, not a curated record.